GGGAGGGUCGACUUUCAGAUGACAUUGACGCUAUGUGGAGGAGCGCUGGGAUUUGUGCUACAAGUAACGUUUGUGUUUGUUGAUGUAAGACGGUGAAACCAGGCGAAGCUGCUCCGUCGCGUAGCUGGUUCUCCCAUCUCUUCAGCACCGCUGUGCGUUGGACAGCGGCAUCACGGCGCGCACCUGUCUGGCGUCUCUCCCAACUUAUUGUCCGCCAACGAUGAAAUAUUCUGCAUGAUCCGCGUCGCACGGAGAGUUUGCAACUUCAAGGCAUAGCCACGGAUGUUGAAAUCGCCCGAACCGAAUUGGGUUGAUCAUUCCCAGCUCAAAGUCACAUCUGUCCGCCAAGUUGCCCCAGAAGCCGUCCGUCCCCCCCCCUCCGCCCGUCAUCCGCUGCCAAAGUUGCGCGAAGAGCCGCGAAGCUGCUGUCCACCUGGACCGGUUCUGAAAUCCGUCGCCCGGCUUCCUGGAGCUCUGCGAAACCCAGAGACAUGGCGACAAACGGCACCAAAACUUCCGAUGGACACGUCUUAACAGAGGUGAACGAGGCACCGGGCAACGACAAGCCCAAAACGCUGGUGGUGAAAGUUCAGAAGAAGAAGGAGAUCCCUGACAGGGAGACGUGGGCCGGCAAAUUCGACUUCCUCCUCUCGUGCGUGGGCUACGCGAUUGGACUGGGAAACGUGUGGAGAUUUCCUUACCUGUGUGGGAAGAACGGCGGAGGAGCCUUCCUGAUCCCCUAUUUUUUGACCCUGAUAUUUGCGGGGGUGCCCUUGUUUUUCCUGGAAUGUUCUCUCGGUCAGUACACGUCCAUCGGCGGCCUCGGGGUCUGGAAGCUCGCGCCGAUGUUCAAAGGUGUUGGCCUGGCUGCUGCAGUUUUAUCUUUCUGGCUAAACAUUUACUAUAUUGUUAUCAUUGCCUGGGCCAUAUACUACCUGUAUAAUUCCUUUGCUGCAGAACUGCCGUGGAAAUCAUGUAACAAUGAGUGGAAUACAGAAAAAUGUUACACAAAUUACACCAUUACAGACACUUCAAACCUUACCAGCGCGGUCGCGGAAUUCUGGGAACGCAAUAUGCAUCAAAUGACUGAUGGUCUGGAAAAGCCAGGCCAGAUCCGACUGCCACUCGCAAUAACACUGGCCAUUGCUUGGGUUCUUGUUUACUUCUGCAUCUGGAAAGGGGUUAGCUGGACAGGCAAGGUUGUUUACUUCUCUGCCACAUACCCAUACAUAAUGCUAUUCAUUCUCUUCAUCCGUGGUGUGACCCUUCCCGGAGCCAAAGAAGGAAUUUUAUUCUAUGUUACCCCAGAAUUCAGCAAACUUAAAGAAUCUGAGGUGUGGCUGGAUGCCGCCACUCAGAUUUUCUUCUCAUACGGGUUGGGCUUGGGCUCCUUGAUUGCCCUGGGAAGCUACAACACCUUUAAUAAUAAUGUGUACAGAGACUCAAUCAUUGUGUGCUGCAUCAAUUCCUUCACCAGCAUGUUUGCUGGCUUCGUCAUCUUCUCCAUUGUCGGCUUCAUGGCACAUGUCACAAAGAGGCCAAUAGCCGACGUGGCUGCUUCUGGUCCCGGUUUGGCCUUUUUGGCUUACCCAGAGGCUGUGACGCAGUUACCCGUAUCCCCACUUUGGGCAGUUCUCUUCUUCUCCAUGCUGCUUAUGCUUGGAAUCGACAGUCAGUUCUGCACUGUGGAGGGUUUCAUCACAGCUUUGGUGGACGAGUUUCCACGGCUGCUGAGAGGAAGGAGAGAGCUCUUCAUUGCUGUCGUCUGCAUUGUGUCCUACGUGAUUGGCUUGUCAAACAUCACACAGGGUGGCAUCUAUGUGUUCAAGCUCUUUGACUACUACUCCGCUAGUGGGAUGUCCUUGUUGUUUCUAGUCUUCUUCGAAUGCAUCUCUAUCUCUUGGUGCUAUGGUGUCAACAAGUUCUACGAUAACAUCAAAGAGAUGAUUGGCUAUAAGCCGUGCCUGUGGUGGAAGCUCUGCUGGGUGGCAUUCACUCCUCUCAUUGUGGCCGGCGUGUUCCUCUUCAGCGCCGUGCAAAUGGUACCUCUUACCUUGAACAACUAUGUGUUCCCAGCUUGGGGUCAGGGUGUGGGCUGGUUAAUGGCCCUGUCUUCCAUGAUCCUCAUACCUGGAUACAUGGGCUACAUGUUCCUCACACUCAAGGGCACUUAUAAAGAGCGACUUCGAAUAAUGAUUCAGCCUUUGGCCAUCGUCACGGCCCAGGAGAAUGGUCCCGAACCACAGGCAGAGAGCACCAACCCUGCCACCGAAGAAGCUUAUAUCUAAAUCGUUUUUCUAGAGGCCCACUUUCACCCAGAAAACAUGAUCGUGGUUGAAUGAGACCAAGGACUUCCAUGUCGAAAUAAAAUAUCCACCUACCUCCUGAAACAAAAUACGACCAACCUGAUUCCAAUAACUGUUUCCUUUUUUGCAUUGGUAAUAACCUGCCCAACCACAAGGUAAUGAUAGUUAUGCAACAGGGUUGACUGUUAGCGUUUCUAAGGUUCUCCUAACAAUACACUAACGUAUUUUUACUUCAGCUCUAAAGGCAGUGCAGACAAUGAC
Messenger RNA from Scleropages formosus (Asian bonytongue), 2567 nucleotides. Its product is annotated as sodium- and chloride-dependent GABA transporter 1. The record is from RefSeq and is a predicted model, not a curated record. The coding region runs from base 492 to 2288 and encodes 598 amino acids. Gene Ontology annotation, molecular function: gamma-aminobutyric acid:sodium:chloride symporter activity. NCBI's taxonomy places the organism in Eukaryota, Metazoa, Chordata, Actinopteri, Osteoglossiformes, Osteoglossidae. Gene Ontology annotation, cellular component: plasma membrane; axon; cell surface. The transcript is spliced from 15 exons. Gene Ontology annotation, biological process: neurotransmitter transport; nitrogen compound transport; sodium ion transmembrane transport.